AUGGAGAGGGCGGGCUACUCGGGCGGAGGAAGCCCGGGAGGCCGAAGACUUUGGGUGUGCGCGGGUUCUCCAGGCUUCCCGGAAGCUGAGCCUGUCGAGCCCGAAGGGACUGCUCCCUGCACAGUCCGGCCGGAGGUAACAUUUGUCAAGAUGUCCAUGAUCCCGAAGCACUUUGGACUAAAAUACAAAGAUGAAUCAUAUAUGCUCAAAGAGCUCGAGAAGGUUCGCAAGGAAACUAAAAAGGAAUUUCUCCGAUUUAAGCAGAAAUUGGCCUACAAGGCAACCGUAGAGCAAGGUCUGGUUCACGGUCCCCAAGGUCUUUGUCAGACCAGCCCUGGGGAGAGGAGGCGCAUUUCCCACGUUGGUUCCCAGAAGCCAUUUGGUUCCCCUCCAGGUAAAGGUCCUGCGACGCCCCCUGCGGCUUUCCUGCGGAAGGCGCCACAGGGUUCAGCGCGCCCUCCCGGUCCUAGGGAGGCCGGCGAUCUGGGGAAAACCCGACCAUUUCGCCCCCAGGACUUUUACUUGCGGAGCUCUGCGUUCCUCAGGCACCGGCUCCAGAAGAAGCCUCCGGUUAUCGCCCCCGGCGCAGGCACUUCGAAGCCCGCGAUCCUCCUGCCGCCGCCUGCGCCCCCGCUUAAGCCCAGGGUGCCCCAGGUCCUGGGGGCUUCGCGGCCAGAGGCCUCCAGGCACGUUAUCAACCUGGCCCGGGAGCGCUAUGCGACACAGGCGGCAGCUAUAUUCGCCGAAGUCUGCAAGACCAGAGAACGGAAGGCCAGCUCCACGUCCAGCCAGGUUAGCGAUGCUGGGUUGUUGAGCCGGAGGAGAAGGGUGAGGAUUCGCACUCACCCCUUGCGCGAGUACUCGAUGUGCGAGGUGCGAGAGACAGCCGAGUCAGACUUUUCCAAAACAAACCGGGAGAUGAUUGCACAGAGGAACGCGGACCAGCUGCCAGUGCGAGUGAUCCCGACGUCCAUAGAGGAGAUCAUCGCCUCCUUGCAGUCAGAGGCCCAGCUGGCCUCUGACCAGGCCAUUAAAGAACUCAUACAGAGUGUGCUUGGGCAGAACUACGACAUAAAAAUGGAAGAUGUUUCUUUAAUGGGAAAAAUGCAAUGGCACAAAACAUCUCAGGCACAGUCCGAGCAUGGAUUACAGAUAAGUGCUGAGGAGCUUCAAAUGCAAAAUAUGCUUGAAGAACUUCCUGAAGCUGUAUCAAGUAUUUUUCAGAUCGAACAAGAGGAUCCAUCAGAAUGGGGAGCCUUAGAAACAGGUAGCUUGGUACUUAAACCUCAGGAAGUUCAGCCAACAGAGGAAUCAUAUAACCUUUUGGGAGAUGAACAGUCCACAAAUGAUUCAAAAGCAGCCGAGAGAGUGUCUCUAAAGUAUUUUAAGAGACUAGGCCCUCGGGAAGGAUAUCAUGCUUGCAUACUUUAUUUAUUUUUUAAAGGUAUUGUCAUCAGAAUUCUUGCAAAUCAAAGGAAAAGAAGUUAA
This is a messenger RNA of Orycteropus afer afer, 1488 nucleotides long. Lineage: Eukaryota; Metazoa; Chordata; Mammalia; Tubulidentata; Orycteropodidae. The record is from RefSeq and is a predicted model, not a curated record.